CUUUGCUGGAAUAGCUAGAUAACAGUACAGUGCCUGUCGAAUGUGAUUUAACAAUAGGAAGAUUUUUGAAAUGGUAAUAACUUAAGCUGUUAAGUUAUUAUCAAAAAAUGGCUGGGUGGUAACACAAAGAGUUAGCAAUAACUUUGCCACAGGAGGUUAUGUAACUCCCCAUGGACUUACAAGUUAUCUGUUUUUAUUAAUCAUUUUAGAGGCAAUAAAUGUCUAUAUGUAAUUUCUACAAUAAAAAUCCCUACAAGGAUUAUUUUCAGGGCCUUACGUUGUUUAGGAUAGACAGAGCAUGAGUAACUCUUUGGAUUUGAAAGCACAGAGACCCUAAAAAAAUACAUUGAAGUUGGUGGGUACCAUGUGAGAAAAUAUUAAGGUCAAGGGAUGGGAAGUCUUUUGCAUGGCACUUGCCAAAUUGUCAAAAGGAACACCUCUAAAGACUGUGUAGGCUUCCUUUUCAGUGGAAAUCCAGACAGUCUGAUUGUUUUAAUCUGAGAUAACAGUCAACGUCUCAUUGCCCUUUGCCUUUUCUGCAGUGUUCCCUUUGAGUACUGCUUCUCCCAGCAAUGUGUGUACAUUGUGAACUUUGGCCGUGGCAAACAUUAAAGGACAAGCCCACGUGCUGCUAUCAUAUGUCCUGCAGGCCGCAGAAAGUGAUGGCUUACAGAGGACGGGGCUUGGCUUGAGAAUGCAUUGGCAGGGGGCGUCUGUGUCUUUAAAAAGAUCUGUGCUGCCACAUGAUCCUGUUUGUGAUUGUGAUGGUGCACUGGUUGUUUCACUGGAAGCGUUAGAAAGAAUGGAACCUUCCCAACUGGAAUAUGUAAGGCGCCGCAGGUGUGACAGUGCAGCGUCUGUACCUCAGUUCUGCAACUCCCCAACGGUGAUUGUGAUGGUGGGAUUACCUGCCAGAGGGAAGACAUACAUCUCCAAGAAGCUCACCCGCUAUCUAAACUGGAUCGGGGUUCCUACAAAAGUUUUUAAUGUGGGCCAGUACCGCAGAGAAGCAGUCAAGACCUACAAGAACUUUGAGUUUUUUAAACCUGACAACGAAGAGGCAAUGAGGAUCCGCAAGGCCUGCGCUUCAGCUGCGCUCAAAGACGUUGCUGUCUACUUCACAAAAGAACAUGGACAAGUAGCCGUGUUUGAUGCUACUAACACCACAAGAGAGAGGAGAGCCGUCAUCAACAGUUUUGCAAAAGAAAAAGGCUAUAAGGUGUUCUUUGUAGAAUCAAUCUGUGAUGACCCAGACAUAAUAACCGAGAAUAUCAAGCAAGUAAAAUUUGGCAGCCCAGAUUAUAUCGACCGUGACAUAGAAGAGGCCAUGUCGGACUUCAUCCAGCGCAUUGAGUGCUACAAGGCGAGCUACACGUCAAUAGACGAUGAGAAAGACAAGAAACUCUCCUAUAUAAAGAUCUUUGACGUGGGCAGUAGGUUCUUGGUGAACCGAGUCCAGGAUCACAUCCAGUGCCGGAUCGUCUACUACCUCAUGAACAUCCACGUCACACCGAGAACCAUUUACCUGAGCCGCCACGGAGAGAGUGAACUCAACCUGCUGGGUCGGAUCGGCGGAGAUUCGGGUUUAUCACCGCGAGGACUAAAGUAUGCUGAUGCCUUGGCGAAGUUUAUCAGAGGUCAGAACAUCAAGGACCUGAAGGUGUGGACGAGCCACAUGAAGAGGACCAUCCAGACUGCAGAGGCUCUGGGCGUCCAGUACGAACAGUGGAAAGCUCUCAAUGAGAUCGAUGCUGGUGUUUGUGAGGAGUUAACAUAUGAGGAGAUUCAGGAGAACUUUCCCGAUGAGUUUGCGAUGAGAGACCAGGAGAAAUAUCGUUACCGUUACCCAAAGGGCGAGUCCUAUGAGGAUCUUGUUCAUCGUCUGGAGCCGGUCAUCAUGGAGCUGGAGAGGCAGGAAAACGUCCUGGUCAUCUGCCACCAAGCCAUAAUGCGCUGCCUGCUGUCCUACUUCCUAGACAAACCUGCAGAUGAGCUGCCUUAUGUUAGGUGUCCCCUCCACACGGUGCUCAAACUCACUCCUGUAGCUUACGGAUGUAAGGUUGAGUCGUUUUUUCUCAAUAUCGAAGCUGUCAACACACACAGAGAGAGGCCAGUGAAUGUGAGCAUCAGCAGAAAGACAGAGGAAGCUCUCCAGACAGUUCCCGACCACAACUAAAGUCAUAUCUGGGAGAAAUGGACUACAGCUAUUUUCAUAGGUCACAAUAAAUUUUAGAGAGUCACAUAAAUGUUUUCUGAUGGUAAACAGAAGAGAAAUGGAUCAACACAGAAGAACUGGAGGAGAUGGAAGGUGUUAAUCCAGACCAGAGAAGAAAAAAAACCUACAGCUGUGGAUAGUUCCUGUCUUAUCUGUGUAGUUGAGGUUUCUGAUUCUAUUGAACGCAUCACAAACAGGUGGAGGUUAAACCUUUCAUGGAGAUACUCUUCAGAUCAUGAAAUCAGCACCACAGACACUUUAACUCCUCACUGAAUAAAUAACAACAGAACAUGCAGUUAUACAUAAAUAUAUACAGAAAAUAAAUGGAAUGAAGAAUUUUUUGUAAACAUUCAGUAGCUUGGAAAAGUAUUCAGACUCUCAAAUGGUUUAGAUUUUGUCACAUUAAAGCCAAAACCUUCCGCA
Gambusia affinis (western mosquitofish) is the source of this 2638-nucleotide messenger RNA. RefSeq names its product 6-phosphofructo-2-kinase/fructose-2,6-bisphosphatase-like. Gene Ontology annotation, molecular function: 6-phosphofructo-2-kinase activity; fructose-2,6-bisphosphate 2-phosphatase activity; ATP binding. Gene Ontology annotation, biological process: fructose metabolic process; fructose 2,6-bisphosphate metabolic process. The transcript has 14 exons. The coding region runs from base 695 to 2176 and encodes 493 amino acids. NCBI's taxonomy places the organism in Eukaryota, Metazoa, Chordata, Actinopteri, Cyprinodontiformes, Poeciliidae. The record is from RefSeq and is a predicted model, not a curated record. Gene Ontology annotation, cellular component: cytosol; 6-phosphofructo-2-kinase/fructose-2,6-biphosphatase complex.